Molecule: messenger RNA, 2077 nt
Organism: Pieris napi
Lineage: Eukaryota; Metazoa; Arthropoda; Insecta; Lepidoptera; Pieridae
Exons: 2
Coding region: 397-1818 (473 amino acids)
Molecular function (GO): nucleic acid binding
Source: RefSeq, a predicted model, not a curated record
AUUUCUCAGCUAGGCGAAAAAACGAUCAUUGACACGAAGUACCAUGUUACCUUAAAAAUAUAACGAUACGUGUCGCAUUCCGUCGCUCGCCUUACAUUUCUAUCGUUUGGAUAUCGAAGCGUGUUUAUAGGUACGGGGUGGGUUGAGAGCUCCGGUCAGUCAGAGAUAAAAAACCUGUUUCAACUUGCUACGGACGAGCGAGGAAGGGAGAGGCAUGCAUUCGGACGGCGGCGCUUGCGGCUUGUUUAGCGCAUUCCGCUUUGCGAGUUCGUCGAGUGUGGGUGAAUAAUAUUGGUUAUAAAGUAUAGUUAUUUGUUCUAUUGUUAAGUUUGGGUUUUGUUACUUUUGUUUUCGUGUGUGACUUGUGUUACGGAGUUUUACAACAUUUGAUGCGACAUGGAGCCAGGUCCAUCGACAUCAAAACCGUUUAAAGACUUUACGUCACCACGUAAGAAGCGCAAGGUGUCACAUAUUUCAGAAAACGAAAAAAAUAUGAUUGUUAAUGUUUUCAAAUAUGUACAAGAAACAUGGCCUGUUGAUACAUAUAAAUCAAAAAUGGACAUGAAAAAGAAGACUGCGGAUAUUUUAGGCAUUGGAAAGACUACUGUCUACCGUGUUUUAAAUCAAUAUAAGGAAUGUAGCACAGUAAAAGCACCAGCCCCAUUAAAAAAGCGUCCUAAUUUGAUCGAAACGAUUGACGACUUCGACAAAUCGUGCAUUAGAAAAAAAGUUCACGACAUUUUUUUAAAGGGUGAGAUGCCAACAAUAAACAAAAUUUUACAGGCUGUCAAUGAAGACGACAUGUUGCCCAAUUUCAGCCGCACAUCGAUGUGGCGUAUGCUGAAACACUUAAAAUUUAAGUAUGUCACCAAAAAAAGAAACAGCGCCUUGAUUGAGAGGCCCGAUAUAGUUUUAUGGCGCUUAAAGUAUCUCAAAAUGAUUCGAAAAUAUAGAGAAGAAGGACGACCAAUUUAUUAUUUGGAUGAAACUUGGGUGAAUGCAGGUCAUACUGUGAGCAAAGCUUGGGAGGAUACGACGGUGAAAACGGCUAAACAAGCCUUUUUGGAAGGCUUAUCAACAGGAGCAAAAAAUCCGACAUCCAAAGGAAACCGCCUGAUUGUAGUCCACAUAGGAAACGAAAAGGGAUUCCUACCUGGUUGUCAGUGGGUGUUCGAGAAUAAGGCAACGGGAGAUUACCACGAGACGAUGAACGCCGAUGGUUUUGAAAACUGGUUCAAAAAUGUUCUUGAAAAGCUCGAACCAAAUUCUGUGAUCGUGAUGGACAAUGCAAGCUACCAUUCUAGGCGCCAAGAACGUGUUCCGGUCACCAGUUGGAAAAAGCAAGCCAUCCAAGAUUGGCUUUCUUCAAAAGAACUAAUAUUUGAAGUUAAGGAGACAAAAUCAGAGUUACUAGAAAAAGUUAAAAAUGUAAAGGAAAGAUACCAAUCCUACGUGACCGACGAAAUGGCUAAACAGUCUGGGAUUGAAGUUUUACGCUUACCACCCUACCACUGCGAGCUCAAUCCGAUUGAGCUAGUCUGGGCUGAUGUAAAAGGCCAUGUGGCAAGAAAUAAUACGACUUUUAAAAUGGCUGAUGUGAAAAGGUUGCUUGAAGAAGGACUUAAUAAUAUAAAUCAGUUAAAAUGGAAGAACUGUGUUGAACACAUAAAGAAAGAGGAACAAAAAUUAAAUAGACUGGACGACAGUAUUGAUAAAACUGUAGACAGUUUUAUUAUAAAUGUGACAGACUCGUGCACAUCCUCAUCAUCAGAAAACGAUUGGGAAACUGACACUGAUGAACGUGACAUCCCUGUUUAAUAUACUUAAUGUAUACUCAUACAAACCUGUUUUUUUUUCCGCCACUUUGGUGUCGUUUCACCUUAACAUAAUUGUUUAAUAAUUACUAAACCUCAUCGCUCAUUAAUGUGCCAGUUCGUAGUAAACUUGUAAAAAAUUCAAAAUUUAUGCCAAACAUAAAAAAUGUUGUUUAUUUCUGUGAUCCGCUCAAAGGUCAAUGAUCGUUUUUUCGCCUAGCUGAGAAAUACACUAUAGUAAUAAAAUUACCUUAGUCAAUUUU